GCAUUCAACUGAAAACCUUCAUAGACGCUUUACAGAAAAAAAGAGGAAAAAUAUACAAAAAUGUGCUGUUUAGAGUUCAUUGUGAAAUAUGUGCUUAUUAUUGGGAAUAUUAUUUUUGCUCUUCUCGGCCUGGGUAUCCUAGGUCUAGGUAUAGCCGUGCAUGUCAACCUGAAAGACAUCUACCAGCUGAUACCAGUUGGGCUGAGCGCUCUCUCCAUCAGUAUAAUUACAUUAGGAUGCAUCAUCUUCGUGAUAUCUACCCUGGCAUGCUGUGGAGCCAUCAGGGAGUCAAGAUGCAUGCUGCUGUUUUACGCCCUCUUCAUGGCGAUCUUAGCUGGUAUUAAGAUCUACUUAACAGUACUGAUAUUUGGAUUCCUGGACACAGCUACAACGACAGUCACAAGAUGGCUGAUAUCUGCGUUCAAUAAUGAGGAUCUGAGGCCGGCUUACCACGGACUGGAGACUCUGUUCCGUUGCUGCGGUACUACGGGUGCCGGGUCCUACGCUCCAGGCGCGGUACCACAGUCGUGCUGCGCCUCACCCAUCGACAACGUGUGCCAAGCUAACUUCUACGAUGGCUGCAUCGACCAGCUCACCAGCUACUUCGAAACGUUUGGAGAGAGCAUCGGCGCUGUACUGAUCGUCGUUAUCAUCAUCGAGUGUGUCUGCGUGUUGGCCGGCUUGUUCCUGAGCUGUCAAAUCAGAAGGAAACGAUACACAGCAUAGAAAGUGACAACGAAGAUAAAAACAGUAUUAAUAUAACAUACCUAGUUUAACAUUUGAAUAAGACUUCUCAUUUAAUUGUAUAUUAUAUAAAAAAUAUAUAAAAAUCAUUAUGUA
Trichoplusia ni (cabbage looper) is the source of this 840-nucleotide messenger RNA. RefSeq names its product tetraspanin-9-like. The transcript is spliced from 5 exons. The record is from RefSeq and is a predicted model, not a curated record. NCBI's taxonomy places the organism in Eukaryota, Metazoa, Arthropoda, Insecta, Lepidoptera, Noctuidae. Gene Ontology annotation, cellular component: membrane. The coding region runs from base 61 to 726 and encodes 221 amino acids.